Messenger RNA from Spinacia oleracea (spinach), 3364 nucleotides. Its product is annotated as probable pectin methyltransferase QUA2. NCBI's taxonomy places the organism in Eukaryota, Viridiplantae, Streptophyta, Magnoliopsida, Caryophyllales, Amaranthaceae. Gene Ontology annotation, cellular component: cytoplasm. Gene Ontology annotation, molecular function: methyltransferase activity. The record is from RefSeq and is a predicted model, not a curated record. The coding region runs from base 795 to 2870 and encodes 691 amino acids. The transcript has 9 exons.
UCAAAGAAAAGUGACCUUAAGCUAAUCCCGAGUCAUUAAAUUAACUUAUAAUUAAUUAGAGCCAGAAAUAAACAAAUAAAAUUCCCCCUUUUUCCAUUUUUACUUGAAAAAAAAAGCUGAGAACUUUCACUGUUUCUCUCUCUAAAAACCCAUCUUCUGCUAGUUUUUCCAUCUGGGUAUUGUAAAUUCCACUUCAUUUUUACUUCUUUAACAAAUGGGCAUUUUCAAUUUUUGAUUUUUAAAAUUGUUUUGCAUCAUUAUUAUUAUUGCAGAUCCCCCCUUUCUUUCCCUGUCAUACUAUUAUUUGGAUAGCGCGUAUAAAUUGGGACUCAAAAUUUCAGUUUUCACACACAAUAUAAUAAAAAUUUAUAAAGAGGAAAAAGGAGCUGAAUUUAUUUAAUUUAUUUAUUUAUUAAUGGUGAUAGAGCAUUAAAUGCAAAGCAUGUAGUGCUUCUUUUGCACAACAAUAGUAAUUGCAGAGGUGAUAGGAAAGUGAGUAGUGUAGUAAUUAAAACUUAGUACUAAUAAAGUUUGCGUUUCUUUAGAUUUUGUUUUUCUUGUAAUUACUCAGUCACUAUAUAUAUUCUCUAACGACUUCUUUUCAUCAAAGAAAUCUGUUUUUCUGAUUCCUGGUUUUCUGGGUUUGCUGGAUUUCCACUUUAGUGAAAACAAUUAAAGAGGGAAAGAUUGAAGAAGAAAAAUCGCAAAUUUUGAAUUUCUGGGUUUUUUUACCCUUUCAUUUCUGCUCAACUGGCUCAAACUUCAAAUUCUCAGGAUAAACUUUCAGUAUAAAAAUGUCACGGCCUCUCCAUAGAGGCAUAUCUGGUGAUCAACGACGACUUUCUGUCGGUAGCAACAAUGGUUAUCAUGAUUCCCAGAACUCACAAAUGAAAGAAAAACCCGAAAAAGAUGAAACUCGAGCAAGUCGUUCUUUAUCAGACCAAAGCCAUUCAUCAGUAAAAUUACAUUUCCCUCCUUCAAAGUUGGUUGUAAAUGAAAACGGUUUCACAACAGAGUUAUUCAAUGGUGGAAGUCCAAGAACUCGGCACAAGUUAACCUUACUUCUACUCAGAAUCAGUUUAGUUCUCAUAGUGAUUCUUGCUUUAACCGGGUCAUUUUGGUGGACAAUUUCAAUUACUACAUCAUCAAGAGGUCACAUUUACCAUAGUUAUAGGAGGUUGCAGGAACAGCUUGUGUUUGAUCUUACAGCAAUCAGUGAACUUUCUCAAGGUCCGGCGAAAUUGAGAGAAUUAGACUUCUGUUCGGGGGAAUAUGAGAAUUUCGUGCCGUGUUACAAUGUUUCGGAAAGUUCUGCAUUAGGUUAUGCUGAUGGUGAUGAAUAUGAUCGUCUUUGUGCGCAUAGUUUGAAGCAAAAUUGCUUGGUUUCUUCUCCAAAGAACUAUAAGUUACCUCUUCGAUGGCCUACUGGUAAAGAUGUGAUUUGGGUUGCUAAUGUUAAGAUUACUGCUCAAGAAGUUCUUUCUUCUGGAAGCUUGACCAAAAGGAUGAUGAUGUUAGAGGAAGAACAGAUUUCUUUCCGUUCUGAUUCACUUACAUCUGAUAACAUUGAGGAUUACUCGCACCAAAUUGCAGAAAUGAUUGGGUUAAGAAGUUCUUCCCAUUUUAAACAAGCAGGGGUGAGAAAUAUCCUAGAUAUAGGAUGUGGAUAUGGUACGUUUGGAGCGCAUCUCUUCUCAAAAGAGUUACUGACCAUGUGUAUUGCGCCUUAUGAAGCUUCAGGUAGCCAAGUACAACUCACACUUGAAAGAGGUUUACCGGCGAUGAUCGGUUCCUUCACUACUAAACAGUUGCCAUAUCCGUCUCUUUCUUAUGACAUGCUGCACUGUGCGCGUUGUGGCAUUGACUGGGAUUUGAAGGAUGGUUUAUUCUUAGUUGAGGCUGAUAGAGUCUUGAGACCCGGCGGAUAUUUUGUCUGGACUUCACCUCUUACCAAUGCCCGCAAUAAAGUGAAUCAGAAAAGAUGGAAUCUUGUUCAUGAAUUCACUGAGAAUCUAUGUUGGGAAUUGCUAUCCCAACAGGAUGAAACUGUUGUGUGGAAGAAGACUACCAAAAGGAGUUGCUAUUUUUCUAGGAAACCGGGUUCGGGCCCAUCUGUGUGCAGCAAAGGUCAAGAUAUUGAAUCUGCAUAUUACCGCCCGCUCCAAAAGUGCAUUGGUGGAACUCAUAGCAGCCGUUGGCUUCCCAUUGAGGCAAAGUCAACUUGGCCAUCUCGGGCCAAAAUGAACAGAAAGGAACUUCAACCUCAUGGACUUCAUCCAGAGGACUUGGCUGAAGAUAGUUCAACAUGGAACUCCGCAAUCCGUGAUUAUUGGACUCUUCUCUCACCUUUGAUCUUCUCAGACCAUCCAAAACGACCUGGUGAUGAGGACCCUUCUCCACCUUACAACAUGCUUAGAAAUGUGCUAGACAUGAAUGCUCGGUUCGGUGGUUUUAAUGCUGCUUUACUGGAUACUGGAAAAUCUGUGUGGGUCAUGAAUGUUGUACCUACAAGCGGUCCCAACUACCUUCCCUUGAUUCUGGACAGAGGUUAUGUUGGUGUAUUGCAUGACUGGUGUGAAGCAUUUCCAACAUACCCUCGAACUUACGACAUGGUGCAUGCUGAUGGUCUCCUUACUCUAGAAGGUUCCCAGCGCAGAUGUAAUACUUUUGAUAUUUUUGUUGAGAUUGAUCGAAUUCUUCGACCCGAGGGAUGGGCAAUUUUCCGAGACAAAGCAACCAUAAUCGAGUCUAUGAGACCGCUUGUAGCACGACUCAAAUGGGAAGCUCGAGUUAUCGAAAUCGAGAGUAACAACGACGAGAAGCUCUUCGUCUGCCAAAAGCCUUUCUUCAAGAGGCACACAAGUCAAUAGAGAGAGAUUCAAAAGUCAACGACUAUGAAGCCUUCUUAAGGGUUAGCUACUUGUGAUUAAAACAUUGAUUCAUUAUACCACGACACAAAGUCAAAAUAGAGAGAGAUUCAAAAGUCAACAGGUUUUUGGAACAAGAAGAAGAGAAAAGCUCAGUAUACAAUAUAUUUUCAUCAUUAGUUUGAAGCCAAAGGCAACUUAUAGGGCCCUUGUAAUUACGCGAUUUGAGGCAUUAAUUUCAAGUACAGGGUGAAAAAAAAUGCGUUCUGUACUCUUUUGUCUCGGUUUUUUUUAAAGUUAUACGGACUAGCAGAAUAAGCAAAGAGCAUCUGCCGCAGUAUAUAUGAUACUGCGGCAGUAUAUAUUCAUUGUAGAAAGCUUUAUUUAAAAGGAAUUCAUUUAGUAAUAUGCAAGUCUUGUUACACAAAAGUUGGGAGUACUUGUUGAAUGGUAUAUUUUGAAGAAUUAUCAAACCAUAUAGUUAUGGUUUUUGCUGA